This is a messenger RNA of Betta splendens (Siamese fighting fish), 4112 nucleotides long. RefSeq names its product calcium channel, voltage-dependent, beta 3a (gene cacnb3a). Gene Ontology annotation, molecular function: high voltage-gated calcium channel activity; protein binding. The coding region runs from base 236 to 1909 and encodes 557 amino acids. Gene Ontology annotation, cellular component: voltage-gated calcium channel complex. The transcript has 14 exons. NCBI's taxonomy places the organism in Eukaryota, Metazoa, Chordata, Actinopteri, Anabantiformes, Osphronemidae. The record is from RefSeq and is a predicted model, not a curated record. Gene Ontology annotation, biological process: chemical synaptic transmission; regulation of voltage-gated calcium channel activity; neuromuscular junction development.
CCUAACGCUUUAUUUCAGCCCCGCUACUUCUCCUUGUUGGCUUUUUAUCCCGCGAUGCAUCGCAGUCUUUCCUGCCGGCUGAGUUUGAAUGUCAAUCCCACCCUUUUCUGCGUGUUUUCGCACCCGCGUGCCGCUCCUCUCGCAGCCUUUCACUGCAUAUAGAUGCAUUUUGCGUCCCCCGUUUGCUCCGGUAACCCAUGUCUGUGUGCAUCCUGCCUCCCUGCGCUCUCAAUAGAUGGUGCAAGUCAAAAUGUCCAAAUCGCCUGUAGACCCUCUGUCUGCUGUGGAAACCGGCUCUCAGUCGCACUAUUUUCAGCUGCCCAGGAAAUUGCCUAAACGGAAGAGCCGUUUCAAACGUUCAGAUGGCAGCACGUCUUCUGACACAACAUCCAGUUUCAUCAAACGGCAGGGGUCAGCUGAUUCGUACACCAGUAGACCGUCGGAUUCAGACCUGUCAGCAGAGGAGGACCGCGAGGCGUAUCGGCGUGAAGCCGAGCGCCAGGCCCAGCUGCAGCUCGACAGAGCCAAGUCUAAAGCUGUAGCGUUUGCAGUAAAGACCAAUGUGAGUUACUGCGGAGCUCUGGAUGAAGACUGCCCUGUCCAAGGAGCUGCAGUCAACUUUGAUGCCAAAGACUUUCUGCACAUCAAAGAAAAGUACAACAAUGACUGGUGGAUCGGCCGGCUAGUGAAGGAGGGUGCAGACAUCACCUUCAUCCCCAGCCCACUGCGCCUGGAGGCCAUGAGGCUCAAACAGGAGCAGAAGCAAAGGAAAACAGGAGGUAACUCCUCCAGUUUAGGCGACAUGGUCACUGGGAGCUGGAGGACCACACCGCCAUCUGCAGGUGAAACUAAACAGAAGCAAAAACAGGAACAUGUCCCUCCCUACGACGUGGUUCCGUCUAUGAGGCCGGUGGUCCUUGUGGGACCUUCACUGAAGGGCUACGAGGUGACGGACAUGAUGCAGAAAGCACUUUUUGACUUUCUAAAGCACAGGUUUGAAGGAAGAAUCUCAAUCACCCGUGUAACUGCCGACCUGUCCUUAGCCAAGAGAUCCGUCCUCAACAAAAGACCCAUAAUGGAGAGAUCCAACACUCGCUCCAGUUUAGCGGAGGUUCAGAGUGAGAUUGAGAGGAUAUUUGAGCUUGCCAAAACCCUGCAGCUAGUGGUUCUGGAUGCAGACACCAUUAACCACCCGACGCAGCUUGCUAAGACCUCCCUAGCACCCAUCGUUGUCUAUGUUAAAGUUUCCUCACCAAAGGUGCUCCAGAGGCUGAUCAAGUCUAGAGGAAAGUCUCAGAGCAAGCACCUGAAUGUGCAGAUGAUGGCUGCAGACAAACUCUCUCAGUGUCCCCCUGAUAUGUUUGAUGUCAUUCUGGAUGAGAACCAGCUGGAGGAUGCUUGUGAGCACUUGGCCGAAUACCUGGAGGUCUACUGGCGUGCCACUCACCUCCCAGGGAACACCCCUCUCAACCCCUUAUUGGAGCAGAGCCUGAUGACCGCUCCGUCAGCCAUCUCCAGCCUACAGGAGCAGGUGCAGCCUCAGGAGGCGGGGGGCUUGGAGGGUGACGAGGAGGAGGAGGCAGGCGAGGAGGCCAACUCCCCCUUGGAGCAGGACAGUCUCAUGCCAUCGGACGAGGCCAGCGACUUGUCUCGCGAGCAGAGGGGGAGCCCGUGCCACAGGGGUGGUGAGGAAGAGGAGGAGGAGGAGGAAGAGGAGGAGCGUGAUUCCCCCUGCCACGCUCGCUCAUACAGGGACAUGUACCCGCCUCAUCGUGGGCACACAGGCAAUGCCCACAGUGCCAAUGGGCACGAGGCACAGGACAGGCUGCUCCAACACGAAGCUCAGCAAGGACACAACCAGAGGAACAACCGCCAACGCAGCCGUCCGUGGCCCCGAGACACCUACUAAGCAACAAGGCCCCCCUCCCUGUGGCCCCUCCCCACGCACUGACUGUCAAACAUUCCCAAAAAGCAAGUGAGAUAAAAAACAAGCAGCUGCCCAUCCUCUCUUCCAGUCUCCCAGUGAUAAUCUAAAGUGUACUGACCGCUCCAGGGUCAAGUCAUUCAGAUAAAGGUCAACAGGGCUACUCACCUCAAUGGAAAGCUGUACGCAAACUCAAACUUUAGCUGCUUUGCCUAAAGUUUCUCUAUUGUAGGAUGUCUCAUAUACUGGCCUUAAAUUGCUAAGACUUUCUUUAUCUAUCUUUCCAACUGCAUGUGAGAGUAUCAUUAUUUCAAGAAUAUUUGCACAUUAAUGUAAGAACAGGAACUGAAUGACCUUUAAGGAAAAACUAAUGUAGGAAUGUCUACUGCUGAAUCCAUGUAUGAGGAAUAGUAAUGCAUUUGAUUACAAUGUAUAUACUGAAUGGGCACCUGGUUUCGUUUCAUUGCUAGUAUUUUUUUGUUUGUUGGAUUUUGUUACUUGUUUUAAAGAAAUUUGAGAGGGGGGUUGCGUGUGCCUCCCUGAAGAUGGCCAGCAACUUUGCCAAGACACACACACACACACACACACACACACACAGUUUGUGUGUCACAGUUUAAGGAAGCGGUAUGAAGCUGCAGUACAGUGUCAGUAUCACCUCCAGUACAGUGUGUUCUGAGCCUGACUCGUCUUUGCUGUUGCACAAUCACUCUCCCAGCGCCUCUCAAACUUACACAACGGGCACAGAGAAUGUAAGCACCACUACAGGAGCGAAUGUUGUCUUGCAAGGGAUAAAUUAUUUGCCAAACCUGCUUGUUACAUUGAAUCAUUCCCAUCUCUCAAGCACACGCUGCACAGCUGCAGCUGCUCUUCAAGUCCAGGCUUCAGAGAAUGUAAGCUCGCAUGCCUUUUUGCACCUUUUAGCACCAUCACAGUGUCUCGGACCCAAACCACCGCCCUGUAAUCUGAUUGUAGCACGUUACUGAUUGUAGCAUAGCACAGUUUCCAAACUUCACCCCCUCUCCUUGCACAUCUCUGUCUGUUUUGUGUACUGCAGUUUUACAGUUGGUUUCGAGGCAGAUCCUCAGGUGUAAGUCCUACACUUAGUCACUCUCAGCUUUCCCCGUGACAAAUGUGUCGAGCUCCUGAAGGACUCGUAGCACCUGUGACACAGUGUCAUUCUGUUCCUGCGCCAUUUUUAGUCCAUGAGCCGAUGAGUUGGACUCAAUGCUGAUGCGCAGCGGCCCGCUUCUGUUCACAUACAGGGUCGUCACUGUCACAGCCUGCUGUAAGAAUUACUGGUUUACUGCUUCCAUGUCUCACACGUAUCUCUAUCUAGUGUUCUGUAUAUUUUGAAGAGAAAAAAAAAUCAGCAUGAUUGAAAAAAAACUAUGCAAGUGUUGCAUGAAACCUGAUUGUUUCUUUUUACAGUAAGUAUUUUAGUAAUGCAUUGAUUCUGACUCUCUCGUUGUCUUGUAGUGAUAGUCUUUUCUAUGGGGCUAUUCACUCCUCCCACUGCGGUUAGUAAAUGCAUCACUUUAUUUUUCCACAAACCUUAAUAUUGGGGAUGUUUUUCCGCAAUAUUGAACCGAUACUGCUUGAUGCACUUUUGAAAGUUCCUCACUAAAAAUUGUCCUACAUAAGGCUUAUGACGUUUUAAUCCGUGAUAAGAGUGAAUUAUUAAAGCCCUGCAUGUCUUAGUUCGUCAAUUUGCUAUUUUUCAUAUUUUGGCAAGUAUGUAUUUCAAAGCGGACCAAUUUAGCAACUGGCAAAGCAGUUGAGGUUUUUCAAUUUAUGAAGCACAAUUUUUACAAGGGUUAUAAUUUAAUUUCCUGUGUCUUAUUCUGUAUGCAAUACUAAGCCUAACAUUGACAAACUUUAAACGCCUUAUAGUGCAUCUGGACUUCCUCUUUGUGUGAGUACAUACAAAAAAAAUUGCACUACUUUUUUUUGGGAUGGUUGCUCUGUAAUGCAAUAACUGCACUAAAUAUAAAAAUGUAUUCACCAGACUACCAGAGCGUGCUAGCGUGACCAAACACGCCUCUUCCCUCUAUUUGUCAAAAGAGACAGCAAAUGUGUAAAGUGAGACAUUUCCUGCCUGAUGCUGUAUAGAAUGCUUUCUAUUUGAAAACAGAUUUACAAUGCUAAGUAAAACAUGACAAAAUAAACACAUUUUAUGUACUUUUAACAA